CCGUCCAUGCCCGUUAGACUGCUUGUAUACACCGCACCUCUGUGUAUAAGAGAGCAAAACCAAGGCCAGCAGGCGAAAAAAACAGAAGAAAGAAAGGAAAGAAAAUGGCCACUCCAGGGAAGUGCUUCCUCGUCACUGGUCCUCCUGGGAUAGGAAAGACGACGUUGGUGAUGAAGGUGUUGGAGAGUCUGAAAAUCUCAAAUCCUACUCUCAACGUUCAAGGCUUUUACACGCGUGAGAUUAGAGAGGGAAACAAUGAAAGGGUGGGAUUUGAGGUGGUGACGUUAGAUGGUAGAAGGGGACCCCUUGCUUCCACGACUAUUUCCAGUGCAGAGUCUCUCAGAUGGCCAACUGUUGGGAAGUAUAAAGUAGAUGUUGCAUCAUUUGAAUCACUGGCACAGCCCGAGUUGCAGAUUAAAGAAGACACUGAUCUCUUCAUCAUUGAUGAAGUGGGGAAAAUGGAGUUGUACAGUUCAUCGUUUUUCCCUGCUGUUUUGAAAGUUCUAGAAUCCAACAUCCCACUCUUGGCAUCGAUACCUAUUCCAAAAUUCGGCCGUGACAUACCUGGAGUCGCAAGGUUGAGGAAUCAUCCAGGAGCAACUGUAUUCACACUCAAUACAGGGAAUAGAGAUUCAAUCAAAGAAGAGAUUUACACCCAACUGGUUAACUUACUGCAAAAGCACUAAGGUGUUUGGGUGCGCUAUUCAAUUGAAUUCCAAUCCAAGUUCAGCAAAGUGGAAGCAACCAAAAUGUAAGUACCUUAGUAAUAUUGAGGUUUUAAGAUCUGAACUACAAUUUAUUUUCAAAUUGGAACUCGAUAUUUUCAUGAAUACUAAGGAAGGCAAUUGUAAUUUGGCCAUUCCACUUUAUCGAACUUGCUUAUUGCAUUUCAUCUUAGUAGUACAUGCAAAUGUUAUGUUUUCAAUUCAA
Messenger RNA from Magnolia sinica, 930 nucleotides. RefSeq lists its product as uncharacterized. Gene Ontology annotation, molecular function: ATP hydrolysis activity. Lineage: Eukaryota; Viridiplantae; Streptophyta; Magnoliopsida; Magnoliales; Magnoliaceae. The record is from RefSeq and is a predicted model, not a curated record. The transcript has 6 exons. Bases 105 to 686 code for a protein of 193 amino acids.